This is a messenger RNA of Alosa alosa (allis shad), 2361 nucleotides long. RefSeq names its product aryl hydrocarbon receptor nuclear translocator-like 2 (gene bmal2). Bases 468 to 2270 code for a protein of 600 amino acids. Gene Ontology annotation, molecular function: DNA-binding transcription factor activity, RNA polymerase II-specific; protein dimerization activity; RNA polymerase II cis-regulatory region sequence-specific DNA binding. The transcript has 18 exons. Gene Ontology annotation, biological process: regulation of transcription by RNA polymerase II. Gene Ontology annotation, cellular component: aryl hydrocarbon receptor complex; nucleus; transcription regulator complex. The record is from RefSeq and is a predicted model, not a curated record. NCBI's taxonomy places the organism in Eukaryota, Metazoa, Chordata, Actinopteri, Clupeiformes, Clupeidae.
GAAGAGAGAAUGCAGGAGGCUAUCUUCUCCUUCCGCAUUUUCCCGGAUUCUUCCUCAGUGUUCUCAUUUUACCAUAUUCUUUCGCACGUUUCUGCCCUCCCUUCUCCCACCCAACUAAAAGUGAGGAAAUAAAAUUACUUUCCAACAAAUGCUAGUGUAGCUAUAGUAGGCUGCUUCGUCCACAUGCAUUGGAGUCCUGGGCCCCGGCGUACCGGCUCCAGCCAUGUCGGCGAGGAAUGCAGUGGUGAGCGACGGUGACAGAGCAUCAGAAAAACAGUCAGUUAAGCACAAGAAUGGGCUGCUGUAGUGCUCUUCAGAUGGUGAGAGGUCUUGUCCACACCAGAGAGGAAAUCUACACGGUCUUGUAAAGACACUGUCCUAUUCACCUGGAACUGAUGGCUUGAAAGAGACGAGGGGAUGUGUUGGAGGAGGAACUUCAGAGCCAUUCUCUCUCUGUGUCAGGCCUGAUGACCCCUAGCUCUGCUGCUGCUAUGGCCUCUGGCAUCGACAUGCCCAGGAAACGCAAGGGCAGCAUGGACAACCAGGAAACUAAAUCCGCAAUGCAUGUGGAUGAAGACACGGAGGACGACCAGGACAGGUCGGAGGGUGAUGACCAGCAUGUGAAGAUCAAGUGUUUCAGGGAGCCACACAGUCAGAUUGAGAAGCGUCGGAGGGACAAAAUGAACAACCUGAUAGACGAGCUGUCAGGCAUGAUCCCCUCCUGCAACCCCAUGGCACGCAAGCUGGACAAGCUGACCGUGCUGCGCCUGGCGGUCCAGCACCUCAAGUCUCUCAAAGGUACCACUAGUUCCUUUGCGGAAGCCAAUUACAAGCCUUCAUUCCUGCCUGAUGAUGAACUCAAGCACCUUGUUCUCAGGGCUGCUGAUGGCUUCCUCUUCGUGGUCGGCUGUGACCGUGGAAAAAUAGUCUUUGUUUCCGAGUCUGUUUCAAAGACACUGAAUUACAGUCGGGCGGAGUUGAUUGGACAGAGUCUGUUUGACUACAUUCACCCAAAGGACAUUGGGAAGGUGAAGGAGCAGCUGUCCGCCUCUGAGCUGUACCCCCGCGAGAGACUCAUCGAUGCCAAAACUGGGCUGCAGGUGCAGGCAGACUUGCCUGUGGGGGCGGCUCGCUUCUGCUCAGGGGCGCGUCGCUCCUUCUUCUGCAGGAUGAAGUACAACCGCAUCACGGUCAAGGUGGAGGAGAAGGACUUCCCCUCCGGCUCCUCCAAAAAGAAAGAAUCCCAGAGAUACUGCACCGUCCACUGCACGGGCUACAUGCGCACGUGGCCCAUGAGUCAGCUGGACUCGGCGGAGGAGGCGGAGGGCGACAAGGAGAGCUCCCAUUUCAGCUGCCUGGUGGCGGUGGGCCGUGUGCACCCCCACUCCACGCCGCAGCUCAACGGCGAGAUCAAGGUCAAGCCCACCGAGUUCAUCACGCGCUGCGCCAUGGACGGGAAGUUCACCUAUGUGGAUCAACGAGCUACCACCGUUCUGGGCUAUCUUCCUCAGGAGCUACUGGGAACGUCAUGCUAUGAGUACUUCCAUCAAGAUGACCUGCCCCACUUGGCAGAGAGGCAUCGAAAAGUUCUAAGGACUAAAGAGAAAAUUGAGACAAAUUGCUACAAAUUCAAAACAAAAUACGGCUCUUUUGUCACCUUGCAAAGUCAGUGGUUUAGUUUUAUAAAUCCCUGGACCAAAGAAGUAGAGUACAUCGUAUCUACAAAUACUGUCAUAUCUGGUAAGAGCAGUGCCAGUGGGUCAGGGGACAAGUCUGGACAGCCAAGUAACUCCAGGACCUCUGAGGAUGACUCUAAGAAGACCCUGCCCAUCAUCCCAGGCAUCUCCACAACCCCAGGGACCAUGAUCUAUGCCGGGAGCAUCGGGACCCAAAUCGCCAACGAGCUGCUAGACUUCAACAGGAUGAACUCCUCGCCAUCCAGUGGGAAUGCAAGCCCUUUCAGUUUGCUGCAGGACAAAUCCCCACUUGCCAGUGGUCAAGCCAACAGCAACGUGCAAAAUGGGGAGGUGGCAGACAUGGAGAUAGCAGGCAAGUCCAACACUGAGGACGAAACGAGAAAUGCCCUCUUUAGUGGUGGCGACUCUCUCAUGGAGGGGAACUCCCAGCUGGACCUGGAUGGGGUCGGCGUGGCGGGCCUCGGGAACCUGAGCAGCGACGAGGCGGCCAUGGCGGUCAUCAUGAGCCUGCUGGAGACGGACGCCAACCUGGGCGAGGCCAUGGACUUUGACGACAUGCACUGGUCCCUGUGACGUCCUGCCACCAGGCUCCGUUUUUCAAAAAAACAAUUUCACUUUUUAAGGAAAAACUCCCCAUCUACACAAAGCAUCAGGUGUCCCCCUG